UUUUUUGUUCAUUUCUCUCAAGUCCAAAUCUUCCCCUUUCUUUCUUCUUCUUCCGAAUCUCUUACGUAAAAUCGUUGACUUACACAUUAUCUUUGGACCAUUUGUUUUUCGUCCUAUAAUACCAAUGGCUAACCAAACCAAAACCACUCCCAUAAUUCUCUUAAAACAUCAUGAAUAACACCACCUUCUCCGAUCCAAAUUCCGACACCGGAGGUUUUCUCGGAUCGGGAAAUAUCGGAGGAUUCGGCUACGGAAUUGGUGUUUCAGUAGGUGUUCUUCUUUUAAUUACAACAAUAACCCUUACUUCAUAUUUUUGUACUCGAAAUCAAACAUCAGAGUUACCACCAAGAAGACAAAGAACAAUCAAUCAAAACGAGCUUUCUGAACAUUGUGUGGUGGAAAUAGGGCUCGAUGAAAAAACACUUUUGAGUUAUCCUAAGUUGUUGUACUCUGAAGCUAAGGUCAAUCAUAAGGACUCAACAGCUAGUUGUUGUUCAAUAUGUUUAGCAGAUUAUAAGAAGAAGGACAUGCUUCGAUUGUUACCAGAUUGUGGACAUUUGUUUCACUUGAAAUGUGUGGAUCCUUGGCUCAUGUUGAAUCCAAGUUGUCCAGUUUGUAGAACAUCUCCAUUGCCAACACCACAAUCUACUCCUUUGGCUGAGGUUGUUCCUUUGGCAACUAGACCUUUGGGAUGAACAUCAUUAAUUUCUUCAUCUUGCCUUUUUUUUUUUAAAUAAAUUUUUUAAUUGUCCUCUGUAAACUGUAACUUAAUAGUUCUUCUUCUACUUCAUUCUUUUUUCUUUCUAUUGACCCCAUUUUCUCAAAAUUUCAUACGGUUGUAAUAUAUUAGUCCUUGAAAGGGAAACAUUCAGUCAAUUUUCUUGAA
Messenger RNA from Nicotiana tabacum (common tobacco), 886 nucleotides. Its product is annotated as RING-H2 finger protein ATL70-like. NCBI's taxonomy places the organism in Eukaryota, Viridiplantae, Streptophyta, Magnoliopsida, Solanales, Solanaceae. The record is from RefSeq and is a predicted model, not a curated record.